AUGCUGACUGCACACUUCGUUACCUCUGCGCUUCUUGGAUCCUUGGCAUAUGUCGCGGCAGCGCCGGCCCUGGUCGAGCUAUCUGCACGACAGAGUAUCACUGCUCUCACGACUGCCCAAAUAACCGCGUUCAGGCCCUUUACCCACUUUGCGAGCACGGCAUACUGCAACCCAAGCACGACAAUUAACUGGUCCUGCGGAGCAAACUGUGCUGCAAAUCCCGAUUUCAUACCUACCGCAUCCGGAGGCGACGGGUCAUCAGUUCAGUUCUGGUAUGUUGGAUUCUCCCCAUCACAGGCUUCUGUGAUAGUUGGACACCAAGGGACAGACACAUCCAGCAUUACCGCCGAUGCUACAGACGCUAAUGCAUUUUUGGAGUCGCUUGACUCUACUCUGUUCCCAGGAAUCAGUUCGUCUAUCGAGGCUCAUAGCGGGUUUGCAAACGAGCAAGCAAAGACUGCGAACACGAUUUUGGCAGCCGUUAAGUCAACUAUCUCCGCUCACAAAGCGACCAAAGUUACAAUUGUUGGGCAUUCACUUGGCGCAGCCAUCGCACUUUUGGACGGUGUUUUCCUGCCUUUGCACAUCAGCGGCGUGUCAUUCCAAAUGAUUGGAUACGGUAUGCCUCGAGUCGGAAACCAAGCCUUUGCGGACUACGUCGACGCCCACCUUGCGGUAACUCACAUCAACAACAAAGAGGACAUCGUGCCCAUCGUACCAGGGCGAUUUUUGGGCUACCACCACCCAUCUGGUGAAGUUCAUAUUAUGGAUAACAAUCAAUGGGUAAACUGUCCUGGUCAAGACAACACAAGCGACGAGUGCAGCACUGGUGAUGUCCCAAACAUCUUUGACGGGGACACCAGCGAUCACGAUGGUCCAUACGACACAGUCACGAUGGGAUGCUGA
Psilocybe cubensis is the source of this 906-nucleotide messenger RNA. RefSeq lists its product as uncharacterized. Gene Ontology annotation, biological process: lipid metabolic process. The record is from RefSeq and is a predicted model, not a curated record. The coding region runs from base 1 to 906 and encodes 301 amino acids. Lineage: Eukaryota; Fungi; Basidiomycota; Agaricomycetes; Agaricales; Agrocybaceae. The transcript is spliced from 10 exons.